AUGUCUUUAGCAAGCUACUCCCCGAAUACCACAGCUCACGAGGAGACACCAGAACACACUGAUCUAGAAAAGGCACAAGAUGAACCAAAAGCAAACAAGAAACAGGAAGGUGGUCUGUUGCACCACAUGGAUCAAGGUUACGCCUGGGUUGUUUGCGUAUCUGUGAUCUUGCUCUAUAUGUGCACCUGGGGAACAAACAGUUGCUUCAGCAUCUAUUUUGCAAACUAUUUAACAACAGAUUCAUUUCCAGGUGCAACGAAAAUGGACUAUGCCUACAUUGGAGGCAUGGCAUUUGGGAUAGGCAUGUCAUUUUCCACGGCAAUAACGGUGAUCUUGGGGGUCAUUGGCUUAAGAAGCACCUUGAUUUUUGGCAACUGUCUCCAGUUUGCCGCACUAAUGUUGGCGAGCUGGACAACUAAAUUAUGGCAGUUGUAUCUUACUCAGGGCCUAAUGCAAAGCUUUGGGUUGGCGUUCGUCGCGAUCCCAGCAAUGACUCUACUACCACAGUGGUUUAAAAGGAGACGAGUGUUGGCCACGGGGCUUGGUGCAGGAGGCGCGGGUCUCGGGGGUAUUGUUUUCAAUUUGGGAAUGCAAAAAGUGGUCGAUACCAAGGGGGUGUUUUGGGCAUUGAGAGCUCAGAGUAUCAUUGCGUUUGGCUUGACCUGGAUUGCAAUCUUUCUAGUUAGAGACAAUGCGAAAAGCCACGGCAUCAAGUUUAAUUUUUUCGAAGUCUCGUGUAUGAAGUUUGCCGGGUUUUGGAUGUUGAUCCUCUUCACCAUCACUUGUGUGUUUGGUUAUGUGAUUGUGUUGUACACUUUGGCUAAUUUCACCACGAGCUUGGGGUACAGCGAACAGCAAGGUGCAAUCGUGACAGCCAUGAUCCACGUUGGCUCACUCUUUGGCAGACCAGCUAUUGGGUUCUUGGCUGACAAGUUUGGCGGUGCAACUGUUGGAGUGAUUGCUUACUAUGUCGCGGGGAUAUUUUGCUUAGGCAUGUGGAUCCCAGCUAGGAACUAUGCAACCUGUAUAAUAUUUGCCUUGAUUCAAGGCGCUUUAAUGGGCACAAUCUAUACUGUGAUUGCGCCAAUUGUGGCACGAAUCUUUGGCAUCAGGAAAAUGAACGUUGCAUUCGCCCAGGUUUUCACAUUUAUGGGCAUCUCGGGUAUUUUCGGACCGGUGAUUGGAGUCAAGUUGACAAAGGGCAGCGGGGCCACGGUUUUCCCUUCGAGUUAUAGAGACUGCUCGAUAUUCACUGGGGUAAUGUUCAUCACGUGCGCGACCAUAUUGUUGAUUAUCAGAGGCUACAUAAAAGCAAGAGACCGGGAACUAGUGGCAAAAGGAGAUGCUGCUACUGAUAUGGAUCAUGCAGAGAAUCCUACUGUAUCACCAGUACAUGUCUUUGAGCUGAUACUUGCCAGGGACGGCGAAAAGGCGUAG
Molecule: messenger RNA, 1437 nt
Organism: Lodderomyces beijingensis
Lineage: Eukaryota; Fungi; Ascomycota; Pichiomycetes; Serinales; Debaryomycetaceae
Source: the annotation of a GenBank genome assembly